CGCCAGCUCUUACUCUGGUCGCCGUAAAUUCCAAGAUUUGUUGCAUUAGUGUGCCAAUUAUAGUGUAAAAUCAAAUUAAAACGCAUCUCAGACCUUUGGCGACUUGUAUUUACGCGCGCGUAUUGACGAUUUGUCAAAAAUUCUUCUUCGUAUUAAAAGUGUCAAUUUGACAUCUUAUACUGUCACGGCUGGCCUUAUACGGCCCUUGCGGAAAAGUCUUAUACUGAAAACUGGCUGUCGACAUGCCACGAUAUUCGAUUAUUUCAUAGCACUAGACGUUUGCCGCUUGCGUAGACUUGAAUAAUGAUUUCGCCGGAGCAGGAAGAGGUUAAUUUGGUGCUCGACCGCCAAGUUCGCCAGAAUAUCCAGGAUAUGAUGCAUGAAGCUCAAGUGCAGGCCACUUUGUUGGAAAGCGAAGGUCGCGAACGUCUGCACUCUGAGUCUAGCGUGGAUCAAGACGCUUUGCAUCACGAUACUAUGACUGUCCUUGGCACCAUAUCAGCUGACGAGAUAGUCGAAGAAGAUGACCUUACAUCCGAGCACGGUAUACAGGAAACGACUGAAAUACAGAACUACCACGACAUGAUUGUUGAUAAUGAACAUCAUAUUGAUAUAAAUGGGUCGCUGCGCAAGCGCCGCGGCAACUUGCCGAAACAUUCUGUGAAAAUUCUAAAGCGUUGGCUCUACGAGCAUCGUUACAACGCCUACCCCAGUGAUGCUGAGAAAUUCACCCUUUCUCAGGAGGCCAAUCUGACGGUGCUCCAGGUUUGCAACUGGUUCAUCAAUGCACGUCGUCGUAUAUUGCCUGAAAUGAUUCGUCGCGAGGGUAACGAUCCGUUGCACUUCACCAUCUCACGCCGCGGGAAAAAAGUAAGCCCGAACUCUUCAACUGUGAUGAAUCAGGGACCGAGUAGCAGUGCUCCUAAUCCCAUAACAGGCAGCCCUGCUUCUGAAGUGGUUGUUGGCGCCACCGAGGAGGUUGACAGCGCUGUUGAAAUGCACGACGGCAUUGCUAAUGUGCUCACCAAUUUCGAUCAGUAUGUUCAGGGCCCCAAUGGACAAAUUGUUAAGAUGGAGCCGGAAUAUGACGAAAGCGUUAUUUACAGUUGGCAACAAGCAAUAGCAAACAAUCCUCUUGGCUUCCAAAGUCUUCAUUCCUCGCUUCAAGCAACAAUGAUUGAUAAAAUACAGAACUAUCAGCUGCGCAAGGCAGCCAUGACUGGUGUGAGUGGAAGCCGUAAUUCAAUUUUGCCGUAUAGCCUCUUCGGGCAGCUUCCCCCAGAGUUUGAUGAGGACAGUCAGCCGGCACCAAAGCGCGGUCGCAAACGUCAACAAAGCAAGUCGGAAAACGACCAGUCGAAAAUGAUCAAGUUGACCAAAGAUGUGGCACAUCCAGGUUCAAAACAGGAACAGAAACAGUGCAUGGAACUGAGGCAGCUAGAGGAGGCACCUGUUUUUUAUUGCCAGGAGGAUGUCCUUAAGAGUUUCAUGGUUGCGCCGAGAUCCGAGGGCGAGGAAAGUGGUCAAGGCUACGAGUCCUGUGAACAGCAAAGCGAAGAAGAGGUGCGCUUUGAAAACUCUGAUGACUGGCAGAGCGUGAUGAAGACCGUUUUCAGCACCGAAGAGGUAACCACAAGUGGCGGUAUCAACAAAAACAUCGCUGGCGAGACUGCUGGUACCUCUUACUGGACUCCGGUUGCGGAUCAACAGAUCUUGAAGUCUGAAGAAAACAAUCCGCUAAUUGUCUCUAAUGCUGGCGAGCUGCUACAAACUGUGGGGGCCGAGGCCACCGUGAUGACCACUGGAGCCGCAAAUGCCGAUCAACAGGAAGUUUUUACCAUCACCGGGACUGAAAAUCCAGGACAACCCAUAUCAACUCCAGGCUUGCGCCGUGAAGAACGCGACAAGUACAAAUGUCUAUAUUAUCUAGUAGAAACAGCCAUGGCUGUUCGUCAAAACGAACCUAACGAAAAGGAUGAAGUUUAUAUGCGCAAUUAACCUUCAAAGCUACGUGAUGCCCUAAACAAUGAAGAUCCAAUGUACAUAGUAUUCCAUCAUUUUUUGAAAAAGAAUCGCAGCUGGAGCUGUUAUGUUAAUGUGUUAUGAUUAUAGCCUAUAUAUAUUAUAGUUUGGCGGAUUGAGCAUUUUCAAACAUUAUUUGUUAAUCACAAAACAAAAUUGGUGAAAACUGAACAAAUCCAAAAAUGACUAAAUCAACACGAAUAACUACACACGCUUUGAAUAAAAAUAACACCUAUUAUACAGUAAA
Messenger RNA from Scaptodrosophila lebanonensis, 2269 nucleotides. Its product is annotated as homeobox protein PKNOX2. The record is from RefSeq and is a predicted model, not a curated record. Bases 304 to 1998 code for a protein of 564 amino acids. Gene Ontology annotation, molecular function: DNA-binding transcription factor activity, RNA polymerase II-specific; RNA polymerase II cis-regulatory region sequence-specific DNA binding. Lineage: Eukaryota; Metazoa; Arthropoda; Insecta; Diptera; Drosophilidae. Gene Ontology annotation, biological process: regulation of transcription by RNA polymerase II. The transcript is spliced from 10 exons.